GGUAUUACAGGUGAAAAUAUGUUUUAUUUAAAAAAUAAGGAAGAUGAUAGACUUUCUCUCACCGGGCAAUUAACACCACGUAGUACAUGUUGAGGAAGUGGGUGUUCCUUGCUUUCUAUUGUUAAUCUGAUGAUAGUGAGGGUGGAGAGCACUUUGAAAAAAUAUUUGUAUAAGGAGGAGAGAGAGAAGUGAGCUGAAUAAGAAAGUCUUUUGCGUACCCCAAAUUAAGGUCAUUCUUGGCUUUUUAGAAGACAUUUCCUUGAGGUAGACAGCACUUUUUUCAAGAAGGUGCAGAGUUUAAAUAUGUAACCUUGGCUUCAAAUACUCUUAGCACAUCCUUAUUUUUUAAAAAUUAAUUUUCAGUUUAGGGGCUCAGUGUACUUUCUUAUACUUCUAGGAAGGAAAAGAUCAUUGCCUGCAUAUUGACCCUUGGAAGCCAGAUUGCUGGAUGCUGCUGCUGCUCAUAGCAGCUAAUACUUACAUAGGACUUACUAUAUGUCCUGUCCACUGUUCGAAACUUUGUGUGUAUACCCUAGCUCAAUCCUCACAAUAGCCCUCAGAAAUAGCUUUAUUAUUGUGCUUCAUUAAGUCUAAAAUAUAUUGAUGAUGCAUUCUUGACCUUGCUAGAAGAUGCUAACAAAAGACUUUCACACAACUGUAUCUCUAGUGACACCUGAUUUAUAAUAGCAAUUGCAAGAUGUCUUGGGUUGUAAGACUGAAAUGUAAGAUGCACCCCAGUUUUAAAGAAGUUAAAAUAAGAAAGCAUGUUAGAAUUGAUAAAAUAGAAUCUCAUUCCUAUUUUACAGACGAGGAGCCCAAGACAAAAGAGAUUAAAUAAAUUUUCCAAAGUUACAUGACUGGACUCAAAUACGGGUGGCUUGGUUGUAGAGUUUCUGCCUUUAACCUCCAUGUUUUUCUCCUGUCUCUCAACAAUACACUGGAAUUGAGCCCAUGCUAAUAUGUGGGUAGACUGGCCAAGACCCAGUUACUUAUGCCCUCGUUGUGGCACUCAUGAUAGAACAGCCCCAGAUCUUUCUGAGGGAGACAGUGUAUAUGCUAUGUACAACCUGCCUCUAGGGCAGUGAUGAGGAUUGUUGUACUAAUGUGUGUAAAGUGCUUGACAUGUGGGCAUCUGACCUAGGCUUCAGACACAUUUUCAGCAAGAGAGUGUUACAGGGAAGUCCUUGUGAACCGGCUUCCCAAACCUCAGUAGGCUGGAAUACAAGUAGGAAAUGGUGAGUGUACAAUGUUGUUUGGGUGCCACCAAUGUCAAAUUCUGGUACUAUGUGUUCUCACUGUUUCCCUUUGUCCUCUGAAAUGCCGACACAAAAAUCAUUUACAUUAUUAGAUUUCUGUAUUUGAGGAGUGGAGUAUUUUCUUCCUGGAAAACAGGCCCUAGGAAUACCACUCAGGACUUGAGUAAUAAAUUAAAAAAAAUUAUUUAUAUGAAAAUCUACCAUCAACUGAGACUUAACAUUAAGUUGUCUUCACCUAGUAGUGAUAAGUAGUGAUGAGAAAACCAGGUAUGGGAUUGCAAGAUGGAGUUGGGAGUAUAGUCUGCUAUGGACUACAGUGAUUUUCUGCUGAAAGAUGGGGUAAUUCCAUUAACUCCAGGCUGUCACUAAUUGGACUGCAAGCUCAGAUAAGAAGGCUGCCACCCUGAACACCAUGCCCAAACCUUGAAAGAUCUGUUAUUUUGAAAACCUGCCUGCCCCCAACUCCCUUUAUUUCUCUGAAAUUUCCUUAUUCUUUGGAAUUCUGGUCUCUGUUAACCCAGACCAGCCUGGUCAGUGUGAUCAAUUUUGGACAAACUCUAGACAGCAUCCAAAUUUGCUGAAGGUUUUCCCCAAUUGAAGUCUUCAUUGCUGGGUCAUGGGUGAAUGUUUUUCUGCCGGGUCUUUGAGGUAAGAUGGGAGAUGAAUUCUCAACCCAGGAAGCCUGUGUCACUCAUCACAUCUUUCCCUGUUACCUGUCGUCACCUCCUAUGCCAGUGCUCCUUUCUCCCAAUCCUUUACUGUCCUCGAACACAUACAUGCUGUUCGAGUGUGGCGAUACAGUAUGUAAUGGUGGAGAUACAUUUUUGGAUACAGAAUACCUACAAAUGAGGUAAUUUAAAAAUAGAAUUUGAAGUUUGUUGGUUUGGCACAAGUUUUAAGCACCACACUGUUGUUUUUGGUGCUUCCGAUUGUCAUUUUACAUUUCUAGUUUUGAACUGUUGGGACAUCUGAAAUUAAUUUGAAACAUUUCAGACUGUUUUGAACCAGUCUAUAUCAGUCUAAACAAGUAAGAACAAUUUUAUAGAUAACUGUAGUUAUCAAACUAGUUUCCAGCAGUUUAAUAGAGUUUGAGCAAGUGUGACUCAAUUGAAAGUAGAUUUAAUUUGUCAGCAGAGUUUGAUCCAGUAAAAUAUACUCAGAACCAACUAAAACUUAUAGGAGCCUGUCAGAACCUGCAUGUCCAAGUCAGAGCCUAUUUGAGCUAGCUAAAACCAGUCUGAAGCAAUUAAAGCUAAUUACAAUGAGACUCCAAUAAUUUUGGUUAGAUAUAUCAGGUUUUAGCCAGAGUCAGAAAGUAGUUUUGUAGGAGAACCUCUUUUAACUCACCCUAAAAUAAUAUGAACAAGAUUCUUUUGAACAACUAUGAACUUGCUGAAAUGGAUGGGUGUAUUUUAUAUGGAUUUGAACCUGUUUUCAAGUUGAUCAGAACUCUUUUGAAAUAAACAUGUCUUUAUUAAAUGAAUUGCAAAUGGUUAGAACCAGCUAAAAAAGAUCAGAAUUAGUUUGAAAGUGAUCUUUGUUAACUCAGCCGACCACUUUGAACCAGUGAGCAAUACUUUGUGCUAGAAAAACAUGUUUUAAGCUGGCCAGAAUCAAUUUGAAAAUUGUUCUAGGUCUUCAGACUCAGUCUGAAUGUCCACAAUGGAGACAAUAAGUGAGCUAACAGUUAAGUACCCAGUAUAUGCCAACCAUUGUGCUGGGCAUUCCAUAAACAGUAUCUCACUGAAUCCUCAGAACAAUGGUGUGAGGUGUAGUACGUAUUCUUUUUUAUAGAACAGAAACCUGGAAAUCUAAGGCUCAGAGACAUCCAAGUAAUUGGUAUCUGGGAGAUUUGGGAUUUCAAACCCAGCUCUGCUUGAUUUUAUGAGUUUCCUAUUAGGUUACCUUGUAAAAUACCAUACUAGUGGUCACUUUAAAGCCCAAUAUUGCAUUUGUAACAAAAAUGAGUAACGGACAUGAAGCUUGGGGUAGAACAGACAUUGGACUUGGAACUAGGAGAUCUAGAUUCCAGAUUGUGCAAAUCAGUCUGCUUCUCUGGGUUCUGUUUUAUCCUUUAGAAAACUGAACCUAGAGAGUGGAAGGUCUGAACAUUUAUUUUCAGAUCAAGAAAGCAGAUAAUUGUCUUAAAGAUACAAUCUGAAAAGUGCGAACUAUGAUUAAUAUUGAUGGUGGUAUCUAUACUUUCAGUUUGCGGUAUUUGGUUUGUUAAUAGUCCCUUUAUGAUUACUUGGUCACUAUUGCUAUUGCGAAUAGAAAACAAAACUCAUGAAGAUCACUUGUAGACUUACAUGUGUGAUUAUCCAUGGAAAUGAAACACAUUAAAGAUAGUUUAAGUCUUUGAAUUCCACUUAAGUGGGUUUAGAGAAUUCUAGAAUAUGAUGCCAUUAGUGACAGCAUUUUUUCAUGUACCUUAAGUGAUAUAAAAAACAUAGUUAUACCAACUUUUUUUUCAAAUUAAAAAUAAAGAGGAAAUAAGGUAGCCACAGUGUCUUCUUGCAUCAUUCUCACUGCAGGAUCGGUAUUGUUUUCUGCUGCUCCAUUCAGUUUGAGGGGAAGCCCCCAAAUGAGUCAACAUUAUCUGGACUUGCUUUUCAAUUCUUAGCUCUUAUUUCCAAUAACUUAGAGCCAGGUGUGAUGCUGUGAUGUGACAUGCCAUAAUGUUGACGUCCAAGUUGUCGGUUUUUGGAGAGGAAUUCUGUUAUAUGUCAUUAAUACUGGUGACCUACACUUGCAAAUACCCAACUAUAAAGAUAGGUAAGGCAUCAUCUGUGAAGUGUCACUCUUUAUGGUGUGCAAAUAGAAUUUUGAAUGUUUGUAGAGGCUCUGCCCUUAUCCAAGGGCUGACCAUACCUGAAACGUGAGGUUGCAGAUCUGCACUGAAGGACUCUGAGGAAACACCCUGCAGUGGCUCUUGGGGCUCAGCAUUCAGGAGUUUUCAGCAUAAGGUGAACCACUGAGUUCUUCAUUAUGUCUGAUGGAGAUUAUGAUUACCUCAUCAAGUUUUUAGCUUUGGGAGACUCUGGCGUAGGGAAGACCAGUGUACUUUACCAAUAUACAGAUGGUAAAUUUAACUCCAAAUUUAUCACAACAGUGGGCAUUGAUUUCAGGGAAAAGAGAGUGGUGUACAGAGCCAAUGGGCCGGAUGGAGCCAUUGGCAGAGGCCAGAGAAUCCACCUGCAGUUGUGGGACACAGCAGGGCAGGAGAGGUUUCGUAGCUUAACAACAGCAUUCUUCAGAGAUGCUAUGGGUUUUCUUCUACUUUUUGAUCUGACAAACGAGCAAAGUUUCCUCAAUGUCAGAAACUGGAUAAGCCAGCUACAGAUGCAUGCAUAUUGUGAAAACCCAGAUAUUGUGCUAUGUGGAAACAAGAGUGAUCUGGAGGACCAGAGAGCAGUGAAGGAAGAGGAAGCCGUAGCACUCGCAGAGAAAUAUGGAAUCCCCUACUUUGAAACUAGUGCUGCCAAUGGGACAAACAUAAGCCAAGCAAUUGAGAUGCUUCUGGACCUGAUAAUGAAGCGAAUGGAGCGGUGUGUGGACAAGUCUUGGAUUCCUGAAGGAGUAGUGCGAUCAAAUGGUCAUGCCUCCAUGGAUCAGUUAAGUGAAGAAAAGGAGAAAGGGGCAUGUGGCUGUUGAGAAGUCAAGUAAGCGACAUAGUAGUUGAGGUGGCCCAUGCCUGGGAUCUUCUCUAUGAUUGAUACAUGGCACAGCGAGAGAUUAAUGGGCAUUGUGUACAAAUUGCUUAUCACUAUCCCCAUUAGACCUACCAAUAAAGCAUCUGGUUUUAAAAUAAAUUUGUUGUAGCUUUGAAAUAUUUCUUUAAGAUUUAGCCUGAGAGUUAGGAGAAAUAUUUCAGAGCCAAAAGUGCCUUAUAAAGCCUUAGCCUAUUAUAGUAAAUCAUUCAAGAGUUUAGAAUUUUGCAGUCACAGAAGAGUGUAUUUAUUAUGUAGAAUGAAUGAGGGUACUGUCACCUGCCUCAAUGUAGGUAGGCCCAGAGUCUUACAUUUAAGAUCUUACAUGCAAUUAUAAAACUGCCACAGUCUUCAAUCCAGAUUUAAAGCCUCAUGUCAUAGGUGACAUUCUAAAAUCCCAUUAAAGCCACUUGAGUGUUAAAUAAGGAUAUACAUGCACAUCAGCUCAAUGUCUUUGAGUAUUAAUUUUAUGUAGGCAUUCUAUUUAACAUGAAUAUAAGACGAAUCAUGGACAUAUCUAUAGACCUUGGAUAAACUGGAUUGACCAAUUGUAUGUUCACGGUGACUUUGUUGUUGGUGGGAAAGGGAUUGGGGUGGGGCAGGGUGGCUUAAUGUAUUAUGAGCAACCAAAGUGGGACUUCUGGCUCCCUGCUAUAUUCCCAUUGCUCUGAAUGGUUGAUUGAAGGGUCAGGGAACUAGAUUUUAUGGCUUUAGUUCACUGUGAUUGUACAUUUAUACUUGGCCCAUGUGCUGGCCACAUCUGAACACAGCUGGUGCUUAUGCCGAAUUAUUUGUGAUGAGUAAAUAUUUAGUUUCUUUUUCUUCAUAUUUAUAAUGUUGAUCUGGCAUCCUCAGGCUGCAGCUUAAUUAGUUUAUAAAUUACUCAUCUCUGUCUUUACCAGCAGGCUCUGUAUUGUUGAUAUUUGCGACUUGUUUUGCUUUUCCAUUGGUGGAAUUGAAGUAAUUAGUUUUUAAUUACAUAAGAUGCCUGUUUGCUAUUUGGUGGAAGAUAGAAGUUCAUAUUGAAGCAGUUAUAUUUGUACUGUAGUUCAAUAAAAGAAAAAUGAAGUAUUCUGUAGCUAUAUUUUUCAUAGAGCUCAUGAGCAUUUACUGUACUUGCUGGAUCUUGCCAAGAUCAUAUAUUCUGCUGUAUUGCCAAAGUGUCUUCAUACCAAAUUUAAGGUGGUUUUAAUAUAUGUUUCAUGGAAGUUGUUUAUAAAAUUCAAAGGUAUUUCAUUUAGGUGAAAAGUCUUAUUUAUUAAAGUGGUUUGAAUAAAGUAGGUCAAAACUUCCAGAGAUCUUAAUGGCUAUUUAGGAAGAAAUAUCACUCACUAUAAUUUAAAUAAAGAAUAAAAAUAAAUUUUGUGGUGGCAAAUGUUUGGUAGAACUGUAAUUAGAAAAAAACAAGUGUAUUUGGGUGAUGGUUACACUAGAAGCCCAGACUUUACGACUACACAAUAUAUUCAUGUAUCUAAACUGUACUUGUACCCCCUAAAUUUAUUUUUAAAAAAGGAAAAAUAUAAGUAUAAUGAAAAA
This is a messenger RNA of Cercocebus atys (sooty mangabey), 6502 nucleotides long. RefSeq names its product RAB27A, member RAS oncogene family (gene RAB27A). The transcript is spliced from 6 exons. The record is from RefSeq and is a predicted model, not a curated record. The coding region runs from base 4245 to 4910 and encodes 221 amino acids. Gene Ontology annotation, cellular component: melanosome; secretory granule. Lineage: Eukaryota; Metazoa; Chordata; Mammalia; Primates; Cercopithecidae. Gene Ontology annotation, biological process: positive regulation of exocytosis; melanosome transport. Gene Ontology annotation, molecular function: GTPase activity; GTP binding.